UGAUUUCUGCAUAUUUAUAAAAUGUAAACAAAUGGUUUCGCGUACACAUCACGCUCAAUCUCAAUAACUAUUGACUACCUGUUCAUUUUAAACCACAGGUUAAACUUUCUGGUCUCUAUUAGCGUGUCCUACAUUAAAUUCCCUGCGGUGACGCACCCAAUGUUUUCAUGCGCAUGGUUCAGUCGGUGGGCACUAUGGCGCUGGCCAGACUUGGUAAAUGUUGUCGGUCGUUGGUACGUGAGUCCUCCAAAGGACUGUUCUGUGGAAUAUUACAGCCAGGUGUGAUUGAAGGCUGCAUAGGAGCUAAAAGGCAUCUGUUGUCAGAAGACAUCAUCAAACUACAAGACUUCCAGCAGAGGAAGCUUGCUGUAGCUCAUCUUGCCUAUGGAUCAAAAGGAAAUUAUUUUGAGCUGUUUAGCCAGAAGCUGCAGAAGAAUGAGCUGAUACUGAGAGAUGAGCUGAAGCUGCUACUUCACUUGUGCCAGUCUGCAGAUGACUUGGUUGUCGCCAGAGAUGCCCUUUAUCGGUAUCACGCAGAGAACCGCAAUCUACUUUAUGGAGAUUUUAAGUUCGGUCCUCUCUUCAUGAGACAGUGCUAUGAGCUGGGUAUGGAGGACCUGGCUGCUUCCACACUAAUAGAUAAGAAUAUGAGCGGAUUCUUCAGAGACACGACUUCCUUUAACAUCGCCAUAGACAUGUUAUUCACAAAAGGCUCUUAUGGAGAUGCCGUGGAGGUAUUAAGAACUAUGAACAGCCAAGGCAUAAAGUUCAACAAAGACACAUUGAUUCUGGCAUCUGGCACCUGCUACAAGCUGGACACAGCUGAGUCGCACAGGAUCUGCAACGCUCUGAUAGAGGAGGGACACAGCAUUGGCAACUUUAUCCCCAGACAUGCUUACUGCUUCGCUGUAGCAUUAGCACUAAGACAAAGUGAUACAGAAAAGGCAAAGUCAUUGUACUCUCAAAUAAUGAACACUGACAGCAGGUUGUGCCAGAACUUGAAGGUUGCAUUGCUAAUAACGGCUGGAGAGUUGAAGGAUGCCAUCUCCAUGCUGUCUGCAGCCUUAUCGCUAAAUAGUCCAGCUUUUGUGAAGAGGCUUGAAUUUUCUCAGGAGUUGAUGGAAAUGCUAAGGUUGCAGACUGAGGAUGGAUCAUUAAUGCUGAAAGUGGAGCGGAUAGUGACUCAGCUGGAGCGAGCCGGUCAGGUGACCCUUCACACCCUUGACGACAUGCUCUGCCACACACCGUCUGGGAGGAGGAAUCCAGCGCCAAUAGCGAUGGAGAGGAGAACAAGCAGAAGAACUCUGAAACCACUACAGUCAACUCUGCUGCUAGAGUGACAGGAACUGUGCACCAUCCAUGAGACGAAAAGGUCUUAUGCAGAUGGUCAAAAAACACAGACUCUGCUGGACUUGACUUUGAUAGAUGGCUUCAUCUACCUCUCCUUAAACACGCACACAUUUAUCCCUCUGCAGGUUAGACUUUCUCCUUUCUUCCAUAAUUUAACUUUUAAGCUCACGGUUCCUGUUCAUGCUUCGAAAGAAAUAACAAUAUGAAUCAGUAUUGAAAUACUGUGGAAUAAUGUUGUAUGUAUAAAUGUGUAAAUGAGCUAUUAAAGAUUAAUGGGUUAUUUAGAUAUGA
Messenger RNA from Notolabrus celidotus (New Zealand spotty), 1641 nucleotides. RefSeq names its product pentatricopeptide repeat domain 2 (gene ptcd2). NCBI's taxonomy places the organism in Eukaryota, Metazoa, Chordata, Actinopteri, Labriformes, Labridae. Gene Ontology annotation, molecular function: RNA binding; protein binding. The transcript is spliced from 10 exons. Bases 168 to 1340 code for a protein of 390 amino acids. Gene Ontology annotation, cellular component: mitochondrion. The record is from RefSeq and is a predicted model, not a curated record. Gene Ontology annotation, biological process: regulation of mRNA processing; mitochondrion organization; multicellular organism development.